This is a messenger RNA of Carassius carassius (crucian carp), 1114 nucleotides long. Its product is annotated as transmembrane protein 126A-like. The record is from RefSeq and is a predicted model, not a curated record. Gene Ontology annotation, cellular component: mitochondrion. Bases 282 to 902 code for a protein of 206 amino acids. Gene Ontology annotation, biological process: mitochondrial respiratory chain complex I assembly. Lineage: Eukaryota; Metazoa; Chordata; Actinopteri; Cypriniformes; Cyprinidae. The transcript has 5 exons.
UCACCAGUAGCAGCAGCAUCAUCACCAGUUUCGCCUUAGCAACGAGAGGGCUGACCCGAGGGGAUUGACAGGGAGCGUCCUCCAAUGGCGUUCGUUCAGUCGGCCAGUUGACGCACGCACGGACCAAUAGGAAUCGCCGUACUGUUCCUGGAUCUCGGGGUGAGAGUUGACUGGAACAUGUGGUAAGACAUGGCUGCGCCCUGCUGGCGUUGAGGACCGUGACUGUUGAACACGGGAUGGAAUAGUUCAGCGCUUAUUUGAAAGCUCUUUCGUGGGUCAACAUGACAGACACCGGGAUGUUUGUGAAAGACACAGGCCGAGGCCAGACAAUAUCCAGGGCGAUGAUUAUUAAAAUGCUGAAUAAGAAGUUUGAAAAACUCCCCGAUAUCGACAAAAAACUCUUUUCAUAUGGGCCCAUAUAUUUGGCAGGCAACGCUGGGUUUGCUGGCUUAAUUGCCAACAGCUUUUUCAGACGUGUACUCAAUGUCACCCAAGGACGAUUUACUUCCAGCCUUCCCAUGGCUGUUCUGCCCUUUCUGACAACUGCAGCACUUUACACUGCGACCGUAACAAACCCUUUAAUGUCAGGUGACCUGAACUGCCCAACCUGUACCCUGAUAAGAGGGGCUGUGGUUGGUGUAGUUGGUGGUGGCAUAUAUCCCAUUCUGUUGGCCUUACCUGUCAAUGCUGGUCUUGCAGCCAGGUAUAACAGUGCACCAAUGCCAGAAAAGGGGAAUAUGAUACGCUUCUGGACAAAUGUCAGCAAACCUAUUGUACAUAAGAUGUAUGUUGUUUUGCUGCUGCAGGGUUUGUUUGGAACCUUCUUGAGCUCUAAACAGUUCGAUAUCUAUCUAAAAAUGCUGAAAAUACCCGAUUCUGACAGCGAAGAGCUUCAUGGUUAGCAGUUAUUGUCAUUUAUAUUGAUGAUAUUGUAAAUCUUUGUUAAAAUAAGUGAAACACGCUUGCCCAGUGGCAUAACCAAUCUUGUCAGAUUUGUUCUUGGUUUUGAUGUCUGAUCAAUAUAUUCUAUUCACUAAACCUUUGUACUCUCUGCCCAAAAGUUGAAAAUGGAGAAUCACCUAAAAUUUAGAUACUUAAAAGAAUAUAAUGUCAA